AUGUUCAUGGGUACAUUAACUGGCCCAUUUUUCAACCUAUUGAUUGGAAGUUCUUUGUCUGGUUUCACCGAGUUGAUACUAACUGGUGAAAGGGUAGAAAGAGACAUUAAGAGUGGGAAAAUUCCCAUGACAUCUGCUUCCGCAUCCAAUACUGUAAAGAAGCCCUUCCAUGGAAAGAAGAAAACAAAUGCUACGUAUGGGGAAAGGGCCGAUACCAAGAAGGAUCACCGACCCUCUGUUAAUGUUGUGUUAAUCUCAAACCCUCCAUCUGCUCAAAGACAAUCAUCCAACAAUCAACAAUCUGAAGUUCCUCGAAGACAGCUCACGAGGAUAAGCAUGUCACUGUCCCAAGCCUUACAACAUCUUUUGAAGGCCAACUUAGUGACAUUACGCGAUCCACCAUCCAAUCCAAAUAUUUCAUCACCUAAGUAUAAUCUAAAUGCCAAAUGUGCGUAUCAUUCCAACAGUCCCGAGCAUAAAAUUGAUCAAUGCUGGGCUCUGAAGAAUAAGAUUCAAGAUCUGAUAGACCAUAAAACAAUUGAAUUUUAUCCACCUGCUACUCCAAAUGUGAUAACCGCACCAAUGCUGAAUCAUGGCAAAGGUGUUAAUUCAAUUGAUGAUACUACUUUCGUCUCUUCCAUUGAAGAUUUAACAACCCAUUAA
Vicia faba (fava bean) is the source of this 663-nucleotide messenger RNA. The record is from the annotation of a GenBank genome assembly. Lineage: Eukaryota; Viridiplantae; Streptophyta; Magnoliopsida; Fabales; Fabaceae.